Molecule: messenger RNA, 854 nt
Organism: Scylla paramamosain (green mud crab)
Lineage: Eukaryota; Metazoa; Arthropoda; Malacostraca; Decapoda; Portunidae
Product: protein FAM32A-like
Exons: 3
Coding region: 301-657 (118 amino acids)
Cellular component (GO): nucleolus
Source: RefSeq, a predicted model, not a curated record
UGCAUUUCCUCUUUGCACGUCACGCAUGCCGCGAGUCAUUCCGUCAAGGUCUUGCUCAACACUAGAACCACAACAAAACAAGAACUACUUUACUUUUGUUACUUCCAGGCACCGCACGAGAAAGAAGUGUUUUAUGAAACUCUUUAUACGAAAAGGAAGAGAAACAAAGGAAAGCAGUAGAAGGAGGUGUAGUGGUUGAGAGUAGACUCAGUAGAGGCUGAGUGCGUCCUGUGCUUGGGUCCUGUGACUCUCCUGUGCCUCUGUGCGUGUUACGUGCCUCCCAGGACGUGCUCCUUAGACAUGGCUGGAGACGAGUACUUUGCGUCCAAAGGCUCCCUCAAGCUUAAGGGGGUUGCAGAUUCUGGAAUUAAAAAGAAGAAGAAGAAGAAGAAGGAAACAGAGAAGGAGAUGGCUGCCAGCAUACGACGCAACACUUCACCCAACUCCACCCCAGAAAAAGAGGCUUCUAAUGUUGGUGUUGUCCGCAACUACACUGAAGCAGAACGCAGAUUUAUGGAAAGACAAAGAAAAAUGGAAGCUGACAGAAUCCUGAAGAAGGCAAGCAAGACUCACAAAGAAAAAGUUGAGGACUUCAACAGACACCUGGACUCCCUCACAGAACACUUUGACAUCCCCAAGGUGUCCUGGACCAAGUGAAGCAUUUUCUAUAUUGGUUUGUGCAAAGCUGUGUAUUGUGAUCUAGGGUACUUGUAUAACAUAGCCCACUAUGAAUACCAAUGUUGUUUUAGUUCAAAUAAAGAUAGAUAACUUCAGAUAAUCAUGCCGAAAGCAAUGCCCAUCAAUUAUAUAUAAUGGUGUGCGCAGAACUUUUGGAUAAUACAUGUUCACACUGA